Molecule: messenger RNA, 3325 nt
Organism: Salvia hispanica
Lineage: Eukaryota; Viridiplantae; Streptophyta; Magnoliopsida; Lamiales; Lamiaceae
Product: transcriptional repressor ILP1-like
Biological process (GO): mRNA splicing, via spliceosome
Cellular component (GO): nucleus
Molecular function (GO): DNA binding
Source: RefSeq, a predicted model, not a curated record
AAAGCCUUGCACUUUUACCUGAAUUUGAAUCUCAAUUUCAUUUCCGGAAACCCUUGGGUUUUUACUUCUGCUAUUUUGAUUUCGAGACUAAAUUUCCUGAAUCUGGAGCAGACCAGACGCCGCCUUCUCUGGGAAUGGAGGCUUCAAGGCUAAUGUGUUCUGCAUCGCUUUUUGGAGCGGUUUGGUUAGCCGGUUUUAGCACGCUUUCUAGUUCAUAAACGCGAUUUUAGCCGCAGCAGAUGCUGGUUAUGAGGUGGAAGCAAAUUGCCUACAAAUAGUACAUGUCCGUGAAAUUUUGGGGGAAGAGUAGUCAUUGGUUAGACUAAUAGGCAACAACUGUUGGGACCAAAAACCUAUCAUCGGCUGCCACCGCUCGCCGUCAUGAGCAGCGCCAAAUCCCGCAACUUCCGCCGCCGUUCCGGCGACGACGAAGACGAAGAAGCCAGUACCUUCGUCACACCAUCCACCACCAAAACCUCUGCCACCACAAACAAACCUUCCACCACCAAUAAACCCAAAAAGCCGACCCCUCAGUCCGGCACCAAAAGUCUCCUUUCAUUCGCAGACGACGAUGACGAAGAAUCUCCGUUUUCUCGGCCACCGCCGAAGCCAUCUUCCUCGUCUAGAUUCCCCAAAUCUUCGUCGGCUCACAAGCUCAGAUCGUCAAAAGACCGAAUUGCCCCUCACCCUCCAUCUUCGUCCCUCCCCUCCAAUGUCCAGCCACAGGCUGGUGUCUACACGAAAGAAGCCCUAUUAGAGCUUCAGAAGAAUACUAAAACCCUGGCCGCGCCUGCUCGGAAUAGGCCAAAGCCCGACCCUGAGCCUGUUGUUGUGUUGAAGGGUUUGAUCAAACCCGUAAUUUCGAGCGAAUUAGAUGCCGCAGCUACUGGAAAAGGUCAGGAUAGCAGUGAUGAUGAUAUGAUGUUUGAUCGGAGGGUCAAAGAUUCAAGCGUUGAAGCUAAAUUGAAGGAUGUUCGGAUAGGGCCGGGUUUUAGGGAGGAUAAGGAAGGGAUACCGGACCAGGCCACAAUAGAAGCGAUUAGGGCGAAGAGGGAGAGGCUGAGGCAGGCCAGGGCUGCAGCUCCGGAUUACAUAGCAAUUGAUGGAGGCAGUAAUCAUGGAGAGGCUGAAGGUCUGAGUGAUGAAGAGCCGGAAUUUCGAGGAAGGAUUGGAUUUUUUGGUGAUAAAAUUGGUGGGAGUGACAAGAAAGGUGUUUUCGAAGAUUUUGGGGAGAGGCCAGUGCCAAAAGAGAGGGGAAUGGAAGUAGUUAGCGAUGAAGAGGAUGAUGAGGAUAAGAUGUGGGAGGAAGAGCAAGUGAGGAAAGGGUUGGGGAAGAGGCUGGAUGAUGGUAUUGGGCUUCAAGGAGCGGGUGCUACUGUUGGCGGUUUAAGUAGGUUGCAAUCUAGUUCAGGGAACCCUGCUGCACUUCCUAGUGGAAUGCAUCAUCCUGCCCAAAAUGUGGAUGGUAGAAGUAGCUAUAACAAUGUCGGAGGGGCAAGUUUUGACAUGUUUGGUGGUAGUGAUAUGUCAAUUUCUCAGCAGGCUGAGCUUGCCAGAAAAGCCAUGACUGAGAACCUGAAGAGGGUUCAGGAAUCUCAUGACCGAACAAUGGUGUCUUUGGCGAAGACAGAUGAAAAUCUCUCUUCGUCUUUACUGAAUGUUACUAGUCUGGAGGAUUCCUUGUCGGCUGCCGGUGAGAAGUUCCUCUUUAUGCAAAAGCUUCGUGAGUUUGUUUCUGUUAUAUGUGCGUUUUUGCAGCAUAAAGCUCCUUUCAUUGAGGAACUCGAAGAACAAAUGCAGAAGCUUCAUGAAGAACGUGCGAGAGCCAUUGUAGAAAGAAGAGCUGCAGAUAAUGAUGACGAAAUAUCUGAGAUAGAAUUAGCUAUUGCUGCAGCACGGGUAGAACUCUCUAAAGGAAGCAGUGCAGAAAAAGUAGCGGCAGCCAUCGCUGCUUCCCAGGCUGCCUCUGAUAAUGCAAGAGGAGCUAAAGGUGCACCAGUGGAGCUGGAUGAAUUUGGCCGAGAUGUGAAUCUGCAGAAACGGAUGGAUAUUACUAGAAGAUCAGAAGCUCGGAAACGAAGGCGAGCGAAAGCUGAUUCAAAGAGGAAGUUGGCCAUGGAAAUUGACAGUUCCGUUCAACUUAUGGAAGGAGAAUUCAGCACUGAUGAAAGUGAUACUGAGACUAGUGCUCACGAGUCAACCCAUAAUCAAUUACUUCUUGUUGCUGGCAAAAUCUUUAGUGAUGCAGCAGAGGAAUAUUCUCAAUUUUCAAUGGUUGUUGAAAAAUUUGAGAAAUGGAAGAAAGAUUAUGCCACAAGCUAUCGCGAUGCAUAUAUGUCGUUAAGUAUACCUGCUAUUUUUUCACCUUAUGUGAGAUUGGAGCUUCUAAAGUGGGACCCACUUCAUGAAGAUGCAGAUUUUAUGGAUAUGAAAUGGUGUUCAUUGCUCUUCAAUUAUGGCCUUCCGGAAGAUGAAAAUGGAAAGAAUGGAGAGGAUGCUGAUGAUGAUGCAAAUCUUAUUCCUGAGCUGGUUGCAAAAGUCGCACUUCCUAUUUUGCACCAUCAGUUAGCCUUCUGUUGGGACAUUCUUAGCACCCGUGAAACAAAGCAUGCUAUUUCUGCUAUGGACAUGGUCACAGAAUUUGUAGGUUCCUCCAAUUCAGCUGUUGGGAAACUGGUAGCUGUUCUUCGUGACCGUUUCACCACUGCUGUGAAUGAUUUGGUGGUCCCCACAUGGAGCCCACUUGAACUGGAGGUGGUACCUGGUGCAGCAAGAGUUGCUGCAUAUAGGUUUGGCACCUCUGUUCGUUUGUUGAGGAACAUAUCUUUGUGGAGUAAGGUUCUUGCUAUUUCCGUCGUUGAGAAGAUUGCUCUUGAUGAACUAUUGUGCGGCAAGAUUCUUCCUCAUCUGCGCAGCAUACAGACAAACGUGCAUGAAGCAAUUAUACGAACAGAGAGGGUGAUUGCGUCACUUAAUGAUGUAUGGACCGGUUCUAGUGUUACCGAGGAUCGAAGCAAGAAACUGCAUCCGUUGGUGGACUACGUGUUGCUGCUGGGGAAGGCUUUGGAGAGAAAGCGUGCUAGCGGUGGCAUGGAGAGCGAAAUGGGUAAAUUGGUGAGACGAUUGAGGAAGAUGCUGGUGGAGCUGAACCAGUACGACCAUGCAAGAGCAUUGUCAAGAAGCUUCAAUAUCAAGGAAGCUAUCUGAUGUUGUCUCUGUACAAUUUUGAUGACAGUAGCCUUAACUGUGUCGUUGUUAUACUAAUACCCCUUUUGUAUUGGUUACUAUACUACCUCGUUAGUACAUCAACCGUACUUAUAAUUAA